AUGAAUGAAAAAUUAAGUGAUCAUCAAAAUCAAAACUGUUUUCCAUUGAAAAGACUAUCAAUGUGUGGACAAUAUAAUCAUGAUUUUAAAAAUGAAGAAACAUCACAAAUAAUAAAUAUUAAAAAUCCAUUAACAUCAUACAACUAUACAUCUCAUCAACGGCCACUAUUAAUUGACACAUCACAAGCUUCCAUUAAUCAUCAUUUUAAUCCAUUCAAUCAACAAAUUGAAUCGAAUUCACCAACUGAUUCAUUAGAAGAACCAACAGUUUUCAAAUUUAAUAUUCCAAUUGAGAUGAUUGUUCGAACUAUACCUCAGCAAUAUAUUUAUUCAUCAAAUUCUUGUCCUACAACACAAAUACCAUCUCAACCAUUCUCAGAUUACAUUUCAAAACCAGCAACAUCUUUUAUACGAAAAGCACAAGAAGUUAUUUUUGGUAAUAAUGCAAGUCAUGAUCGAGGAGAUAUUCUUUCAAAAUCAGCUCAUCGUUCUGAUCCACGCCUUAUAAAUGAAACGAAUAAAAUGUCAGAUAUUCAACAACAAGAAAAAUCAUAUCAACCAAUGAUGAUGCAAUAUUCUAAUUCAUCAAUGUUCUCUUGUCCUAAACGAUGUAAAUGUAAUUCAUCGACUUGA
Messenger RNA from Adineta steineri, 633 nucleotides. The record is from the annotation of a GenBank genome assembly. NCBI's taxonomy places the organism in Eukaryota, Metazoa, Rotifera, Eurotatoria, Adinetida, Adinetidae.